Molecule: messenger RNA, 177 nt
Organism: Plasmopara halstedii
Lineage: Eukaryota; Oomycota; Peronosporomycetes; Peronosporales; Peronosporaceae
Exons: 2
Coding region: 1-177 (58 amino acids)
Source: RefSeq, a predicted model, not a curated record
AUGCGAACUCUACAAGGGGAAGAAACUCACAUUACCGUCUGGACGAUGUUGCAAGCUAAAGAAUUCUCACAAGGUUUGGACGAGCAAGUGCUUAAGACUGCGGGUUGUGUUAAUUCGUUCACUAAUGGUGUUUGCCUUACUUUGGGAAGGACGCUGCGGCAGGCACCACCGUAUUGA